AUGUUUGCUUCGCGACUAGCCACCCGCAACGCCUCGCGGUUCGCUGCGCAGCUGCGCGCCCCUGCUCAGCGCCGCCUUGCCAGCACCUCGGCCGAGAACGAGUUCAUCAAGGAACGCCAGCACAUCAAGGAGCACGCCAAGGAGACCACUGAGCUAUGGAAGAAGAUUUCCAUCUACGGUGUUAUUCCUUGCCUGGCCCUGGCUGGUGCCAACGCCUGGUAUCUCUGGAAGGAGCAUUGGGAGCACUGGAGCCACAUGCCUCCUCUGGAGGAGCGCACUGAGUACCCCUACCAGAACAUCCGCACCAAGAACUAUCAGUGGGGAGAUGGUGACAAGACUCUGUUGUAA
This is a messenger RNA of Metarhizium brunneum ARSEF 3297, 348 nucleotides long. It is a transcript of the gene cox13, whose product is annotated as Cytochrome c oxidase subunit 13. Gene Ontology annotation, biological process: mitochondrial electron transport, cytochrome c to oxygen. Lineage: Eukaryota; Fungi; Ascomycota; Sordariomycetes; Hypocreales; Clavicipitaceae. Gene Ontology annotation, molecular function: enzyme regulator activity. The record is from RefSeq and is a predicted model, not a curated record. Gene Ontology annotation, cellular component: mitochondrial inner membrane.